This is a messenger RNA of Notothenia coriiceps (black rockcod), 1188 nucleotides long. RefSeq lists its product as uncharacterized. The record is from RefSeq and is a predicted model, not a curated record. The transcript has 5 exons. The coding region runs from base 268 to 1155 and encodes 295 amino acids. NCBI's taxonomy places the organism in Eukaryota, Metazoa, Chordata, Actinopteri, Perciformes, Nototheniidae.
GCCGUUCCAUGGAGACAAGCGAAGCCUCAGUGGUCGCUAUGCAAAAAGUAGGCACUUUAAGACCAGAAGUUGGCGAAAUUAUCAACUGUUUUAUGUAACCUAAUUCAUGCGAAAUUCUAGCAUGCUUUGAAAUGCCUCGAAAUUAGUUAUAUGAAGCACAUGUGUAAUUCAAAGUGCAUCGUAUAUAGUUAGCGUAGCAAGCUAACGCUACUCUCUCUAAACAGUUACAGUUAGACAGGCAGUAUUAGAAAAAGCGUCGGUUUAAAGAUGUGGAAGCAGGGCGGUCGAAGCUCCGCUCUGGACCGAGCUCAAGCCCUGCUGUCCGCUAAGAGGAGCGGCGGAGGGGCCGUGGGGUCUGCGGGGUCGCUACACUCAGAUGCUGUGGGUGGAUCGGUUAAAGCCAGAUCCUCUUCCCCCCACACACACGCUUUAUUGUCGGAUGUCAGCGACCUGUCCUCGGUGAGCUCGGCUCCUGAGCCUGGGGUUGACACCCUGCUGGGCUCUGCUGCUGCAUCACAGGGAGAGGGUCCUCCUACCCAGGAUCUCAGACCUCAGAUUCCUGUGGGUGGAGGAGGGAGCAGGUUCUUGAAGAAGGCUCCUCCACCUGCCAUCCACAGCAGCCAGUCUCCUGUCCGCAGUCGCCAUAUGCAGCAGGUGCCUGAACACAGGAGUGUGUCAUCUUCUCAGCACGGCUCCCAGGCUGCUGCUUUGAGUAAACUGGCUCAAAUUGAGAGCCGCGUCCGCAGCCGCAUGCAGGUUCAGGAUCAUGGCCCCGCUGAGAGUGUGACCUCCAACAUGGGAGCAGCGUCUCCGUCCCAGGAGGCCCCUGUGAGACUCUCAGCACAGUCCAGCAGUGAGCAGAGCAAACACUUCCUCAAGAAUACAACAGCUGGAGCUGCUGGCAGUCCUGAUGUUGGUGUGAGGUCCAGAUCUAGAGCUGCUGAGUCUGCAGGUCCUGCAGCAGGUUUGGACAGGAAGCCAGUGAGAGGAGUGAGUCUGGAGAGUGAUGAAGAGGACAUGAGGAAGCUGCUCGGAGAAUCCUUGGAUUCAGAAGACCACAGCUUCCUGACCCCAGUCAGAGCCUCUUCUUUAAGAACUGCAGACAAGUGUGUUACAUCGUCUUUGUGCAUUAAGUGGAUUAACUCCCAAAGUUAAUCUCUAAGCGGUUGACCAAUCACAACAGAGCCG